Messenger RNA from Scatophagus argus, 639 nucleotides. It is a transcript of the gene rln3b, whose product is annotated as relaxin 3b. The transcript has 2 exons. Gene Ontology annotation, cellular component: extracellular region. Gene Ontology annotation, molecular function: hormone activity. Bases 1 to 456 code for a protein of 151 amino acids. The record is from RefSeq and is a predicted model, not a curated record. NCBI's taxonomy places the organism in Eukaryota, Metazoa, Chordata, Actinopteri, Scatophagidae.
AUGUGGAAGGCAGCCCUCUUGACCCUGGGCUUGUUGGUGGCACUAGUAGACAGGGUGCGGUCCAAUGAUGGCCAUCCCUCUUUCUAUGGUGUGAAACUGUGUGGAAGAGAGUUCAUACGAGCUGUCAUCUUUACCUGUGGUGGUUCUCGUUGGAGGAGAAGUGUAGGAGAUGCAGCUCUCAUUGGAGAAGAAGCUUUUGACCCUUGGAACACAAAUCUCGUUCCUCAACUUACCAGCGAGCAGGAUCCCACAGAGUCCCAAGCAUGGAGAGAUCAAACAUCGAACGUGGCAUCAAUGGCUGCUGGAUUAAGCCGCUCAGCUCGCUCACCAAUCUCAGAGGAGGUGCUGGAGGCUCUACGGAGCGCAGAUAGGAAAGGACGAGAUGUGGUGGUUGGACUGUCCAAUGCCUGCUGCAAGUGGGGCUGUAGCAAGAGUGAAAUUAGCUCUCUGUGCUGAGCUUUAAUUCUUCAAUAUAUACCAAUAUAUAUCAAUAAUCCAGAGGUCAAGUCUUUUCCUAUGUGAUUCCUUCAUUUCUCCACACUUAGAAUUCUUAAAAUGUCACAACCCAUCCAACUCACUGUCCAUGUUUUGACUACUGAUGCAGAAAUGUGACUGUCAGAACUUGAUCUUUAUGUUUAA